Molecule: messenger RNA, 1242 nt
Organism: Triticum turgidum subsp. durum (durum wheat)
Lineage: Eukaryota; Viridiplantae; Streptophyta; Magnoliopsida; Poales; Poaceae
Source: the annotation of a GenBank genome assembly
AUGGAAUCGGAGCCGGCCGCGCUGCCCGAAGACGCGCUCGCCGAGGUCCUCCGGCGUCUCCCGCCGCACGUCCUGGCCGAGGCCCGGCGGGUGUGCAAGGCGUGGCGCGACGCCGUCGACGGCCGCCUGCGCGGCAACCUGCUUCCGCGCUCGGUGCGCGGCAUCUUCAUCAACUUCAGUCAGACUUUCUUCUCGGAGUUCUUCGCCCGCCCCUCGACGGGCCCGGCGAUUGACGGAGGGCUCGAUUUCCUGCCCUGCAUGGGCGUCAAGGUCACGGACCACUGCCACGGCCUUCUGCUUUGCUGCGAGUCGGGUGACGAUGCACUGCCGCGCGAGUACGUCGUCAACCCGGCCACGCGUCGGUGGGCGCGUCUGCCCAAACGCCCCCGGCCGCACAUGCCAGGAUUCGAGCAGACCGCCUACCUCGCAUUUGACCCUGUUGUCUCGCUGCACUACCAGGUCUUUCUGAUCCCACGCGCCCCACUGCCCUGUGACGGCGAAACCGACGGCGACAACCCGUUGCUCGAAUCGGAGUGGCCCCCUGCAUCAUACUUCAUCCAUGUGUUCUCGUCGGUGACUCAGCGAUGGGAGAAGACAACCUUCCUUCGGGAAGGGGAAGCUGCAGGGAUCGUCGCCAACAAGCAGUGGAAUUUGUGGUAUGAUCACUAUUGUUAUCAGUAUAGUUAUCAUGCCGUCUACCAGCACCAGCAAAGCGCGCUCUACAUCCAUUGCCGGCAUGGCUAUCUUACCAGAAUGUCCUUGUCAAAUCACACAUACAGAGUAAUUAAACUACCAGGUGCCAGUGAAUUGAUGCGAUAUCCCAAUCACCACCAUCUCGGGAGAUCGUUGAGAGGGGUGUAUUAUGCAAUACUUGAUGACCGGAAUCGACUUCAGGUUUGGUAUCUCAGUGAAUCAUGCGGUCGAAUAGAAUGGCUAUUAAAACAUGAUACCUGUCUUAAGACCUUUGAACAUGAUGACUAUGCUCAACAAGUGGGCAGACAAUGGAUCUUACAAGAUGUUAACUACCGUAAGUGGUGCUCUGAAGAUCCCGAGAAUCACAAAGUGACUGCGGAAGAGAAAUAUGAUUGGAACUCUGAUGAGGAUAACGUUAUUGACACUCAAAAUGUCAUUGAAGAGGUUGAAGACGUCGAUGGAGAUUAUUUCCUCCUUGGAUUUCAUCCUUACAAAGAGGUUGUCUUCUUGAUUUUCAUCUGCAAUAACAACCAGAGGAUUGGCCUAUGA